Molecule: messenger RNA, 690 nt
Organism: Corylus avellana
Lineage: Eukaryota; Viridiplantae; Streptophyta; Magnoliopsida; Fagales; Betulaceae
Product: embryo defective 2752
Source: RefSeq, a predicted model, not a curated record
AAAAAAUCUUAGAGAGAGAGACAGAGAGACUGAUAGAGAGAUGAAGAAAACUCUGAAGCUGAAGUGAGUAGACAUAUGCCCGCAUACCGCUCAAAUCCGAGUAGAGCAAGAGAACCCAGCAAAUCUAGUGGAAAUGGCAAGCUAUCUGUGGAGGAAAUACGCAGACUAUGUGUACACAAAGUGGGAAAGGACGAUACUUUGGGACAUGAUUGAUCCGUACAGGCGACCCAAAUCGUUUAAACCUCUGGUCACAAUCUAUAUUGCUGCUUUCUAUACUGGGGUCAUUGGUUCUGCUAUCACCGAGCAACUCUACAAGGAGAAGUAUUGGGAAGAUCAUCCUGGGGAAGCUGUCCCUCUAAUGACGCCAAAGUUCUAUGGUGGACCUUGGAAGAUAUUGAAGGGCGAGGCCAUUAAACCCAAUCAGUGAAAGGCACAACUGCAGUUGGGGAACAGUGUCAGAGUUGCUGCCAAUUUUGCUUUUUUAUUUUAUUGUACAAAUGAUAAGGUUUGAUGGGUGUAUAAGAAUUUGCUGUUGCUUGAGAAAAAAAUUGAAGAAAAUCCUAAAUGUGAUGAUGCUUUUUAUUGAGAAACUAUUAUGUUGGGAGUUUCUACCAUUUCACUUUGCUCCCGACUGGUAUAGUUAUUUGUGAUUUAUAUUAAACCCCAAAAUUGCCUUUCCUUCUUCUUCAA